AUGAAGGAUGAAGAAGGCAAUACACCGUUGAAUUACUACCUUCAAUUCAGCGGUAGCGCCAGAACUCCUAGCUUGGCCAUCGUCGAGAUAUUGUUGAAGAAAGGUGCCUCGGUCGAGGCGAAGAACACUCAUGGUGUUGCACCUGUUCACGCAGCUAUGAACUUUCAGAGCAAAGACAUUAUCACGAAGUUACUGGAACGCAUCGACAAUGCGGAUCUUCGCGACAACUACGGCUGUUCACUACUACACGGGCUUGUUGACAAUAAGUGGCUACUGUCCAAUGAAGCAUUAGAGAUUGCCGAGAUGAUCUUGAUAAAGAAUCCGACUAUCGACCUAUACGUUCAAAAUGGAUGGACGCCGCUCCACAGAGCUGUAAUCCGUCGACACAGUGAGUUGGUGCAAUUUUUACUGGAGCAAGGGGCCGACGUGAACGCUCUCACUGAGAGUGGCGAUACGUCUCUGCAUUUGCUGUUUAAUACCAUGGAGAACGAUUCUGAAAACAUAGAUAUAACAAUUACUCAUAUGCUGAUUGCCGAAGGCGCGAAUCUAGAGAUACUGAAUAGUUGCAACAUGUCGGCUCUCCACAUGGCUGCACGCCAUUAUCGGCUGAGGAUGAUGCUUCGAUUGCUCAGCCAUUGCUGUAAGAAGGUGGUUAUUUUGCAAGAUCGGAAAGGCAAUACAGCUUUGCAUAAAAUUCUUGCGGCCUUUUCAAGCAACGCGGUGGUAACGGAACUCUACGUAGAAAUAACGAAUCAGUUUUUGUCAAAAGCUGGCGAUUGCUUAGUCAAUAUUCCAAACAAACAGGGAAAGACUUUGUUGCAUUUGGCAGCGCAACAAAAGCAUGUGAAGAGCUACUGCUGA
This is a messenger RNA of Nasonia vitripennis (jewel wasp), 861 nucleotides long. Its product is annotated as ankyrin-3-like. Gene Ontology annotation, molecular function: transcription cis-regulatory region binding; protein binding. Bases 1 to 861 code for a protein of 286 amino acids. The record is from RefSeq and is a predicted model, not a curated record. The transcript has a single exon. Gene Ontology annotation, cellular component: nucleus. Gene Ontology annotation, biological process: positive regulation of transcription by RNA polymerase II. NCBI's taxonomy places the organism in Eukaryota, Metazoa, Arthropoda, Insecta, Hymenoptera, Pteromalidae.